Messenger RNA from Ostertagia ostertagi, 1164 nucleotides. The record is from the annotation of a GenBank genome assembly. NCBI's taxonomy places the organism in Eukaryota, Metazoa, Nematoda, Chromadorea, Rhabditida, Trichostrongylidae.
AUGAGUGUUGUAGCGUCAGUAAGAGAGCAAGUGGCGUUAGUAAAAGAAAUCGCGAAGGCAACACUUGCUAAGAUAAGCGAGUUGAGUAGGCCUAAAGUAGCAGAACGCGUUUUUGAGCUUCUAAGAGAAGGGAAAGUUAACAGUGUAAGUCAGCUGCAGGAGCACAUGAGUAAAUGUGCUGCAAUGACUGAAGUGAUGGAAGAAAUGCGGAAUCCUGCACUACCAAGACUCAGAAGUAGUUAUGAAAGUAAACGGGUUGUCCGCAAUUUCACUGUAGAAAAGAAGACAGCCAACGAGCUUCGACUGCAGUUGAUUCAAAAAGACUCACAGAUCGAGCAAUUGCGCCAAGAGUUCGAGGGGUUAGGGCAGCAGAAAAAGGCGAAUGCCCUCGCGGAUAAUGAUUAUAGCAACGGUGCAGCUCAAGAGAGCCUGGCAAAUAGAGCGUACCCGGACAUGCCCGCUGAAGCAACUUCGUUGCAGAAGGCCGAGAUUCUAUGUAGGCAGCUAGCUAACUGGGAGGGAAGUUACUGCCUUACUGAGGCAUUGGAGACCAGUAAGUGUGAAGAGGCUUAUGAAAAAGUAAAGGAGGCAGCCCUAAGGUUAGAGAGAAGCCUAAAAACAGCUGAAGAAUGCGGACUGUUAGAUGAAAAAAGAAGUGAGGUUAGGCACGGGCACCACAAUUUUGACAGACGAGGUGGAUUGGUCGUUGACAAAGGCCCAGGAAGUGGCUCGAAUAGCGACUCGGAACGAGCAUCUAAACCCACGCUAGGAGACAGGCCAGAAAGUGCGCCAACUGUUCGAAAGGAAAACGAGUGUGAGGUCCACCAAGGUGCUAUAAGUGCGGUAUUAUGGGGCAUUUGGCAAAUGAUUGUCGUGAUAGACCUGCUUUGCAACGAGGCACCCAACAACGCUGAAUGCACAGCAAUGGCCUACGCCUCCCUGGUAGAAAGUGGGGAACGUAAUGGAAUUUCUGGACACUAUCCGGGUACCAAUAACAUUAGAAGGACCAAGAAAGAAGUGGUAUCAGCCUUUGUAGGAAGAAGUCCAGACGAGGUGGUGAUUUUGGGUACCAAUGCUCUGGAGUUGUUAAACCUAAGGCUGUUGAAGAAUCCUGAAGCAAAAAGUGCGCAAAUGACCAGCAGGGCAAAUGCAACUGUGGCCAAG